This is a messenger RNA of Tripterygium wilfordii, 2492 nucleotides long. Its product is annotated as ankyrin repeat-containing protein At5g02620-like. The record is from RefSeq and is a predicted model, not a curated record. The coding region runs from base 487 to 2418 and encodes 643 amino acids. Gene Ontology annotation, molecular function: protein binding. NCBI's taxonomy places the organism in Eukaryota, Viridiplantae, Streptophyta, Magnoliopsida, Celastrales, Celastraceae. The transcript has 9 exons.
UGCUGGGAGGCAAGGUUAGCUUCAAAUUUUGUUAAUGGGGCUACGACAGCGACGGAUCAUGUAUGGAUGGAUGGAUGGAUUGCAGGGGAAUAAAGUGUUCGACUUUGGACUGACUGACUUGCAAAUUGUAGUAUUAAAGAAGCAAGAGUUGUGGUGGUAGAGAAGUAAAGAAUUCAGAGAUUCAAAGCUGUUCCAGUUUAAAGUCAGAACUGCUGAUUAAAGAAGGCCAAAGAGGGAAAAAAAAAAAAAGGAGAAAGGAGAAGGAACCAUUCUAUAAUUGCAGGGAGGCAAGGUUAGCUGCAAAUUUUGUUUCUAUCUUUCUUCUCUCUUCUUUAUUUUUUUUUUCUUCCUAUCCCUCAGUAGUGAAUAGCAAGCAUUGCAACGUGAGUCUUGCUUGGCUCUUUUAGUCACUAUAAAUAUUUGUAUGAAUGGAUUUGCUUAACUCGCAUCAAGGAGCACUGGUUCGAGUGGGUUACCUUCAAAGUAAUGAGGGAUUUGAAAGCAGAAUCUUCAGAGCCACAAGAAAGGUCCAACAUGGACCCAGUUCGAGGUACAGAGGACACUGAAUACAUCCGUAAUUUGCCCAUCUUAAGGGCUAUAGAUAAAGGUGACUUGGAGACUGCCAAGAACUUACUUGAUAAGAACCCCGGGGCGCUAAUUGCCAACCUUACGUCGGAUGAGGACAAAGCUCUUCAUGUUGCAGUUCUAGCUGGAAAUGUAGAUAUUGUUGAAGAGUUGGUGAAUCGGUUAUCUCGAAUAGACUUGCAAGUGAAAAACAAAAAAGAUUCUACAGCUUUGAACUAUGCUGCAAUGGGAGGUAUCAAAGCAAUUGCUGAGCACUUGAUCAGAAAGAAUCGAAAUUUGAUUACAAUCCCCAACGGUAAUGGUCAAAUCCCAGUUGUUGUGGCUUCUCUAUAUAGUCAUAAAGAUAUGGUUUGGUAUCUUUACGAAAAUACUCCAAAAGAAGAGUUAAGCCCAGAGAAAGGCCCGAAUGGCGCUAUGCUUCUCACAACUUGUGUCAUGGGAGAUCUAUUUGAUAUUGCUUUGGAUCUACUUCAACAUCAUCGAAGAUUGGCUGUCACCCACGAUACUGACGGGGAUACAGCCCCUGCCGUGUUGGCUCAAAAGCCUUCUGCAUUUCCAAGUGGAACUCCACUUAGAUUUUGGCAGCAUUGGAUAUAUUCACUUAUAUGUCUUCCUUCACCUCAUCAAUCUUUGUGCAACACCAAUAUUAGAGACAUUGAAAGCCAAAGCCUCCAUACUGGAUCAACCAUUUGGAGGAACAUGAUCGCAGAAGGACUUCCCAAGCUUGGGGAAACGUUUUGGCGGCACCUAAAAAAUUUUGUCCCAGCUAUCAAGUACCUUUAUGACUUGAAGUUGACUCAUGCCCAAGCCCAGAAAUUACUGUGCUGCAUUUGUGAAGUAAUAUUUACUAAUCCUGAGUCAGAGUUUGAGAAAAUGGGGGUAUACAAAGCAGUAUUCAAUGCUGUUAAGCAUGGCAUUGUUGAGUUCAUAGAAGAGAUAAUUAGGCAAUAUCCUGACAUUAUAUGGAGCGCUGAUGAACAUAAACGAGGUAUAUUUCUCUUUGCCACUGCAUGUCGUCAGGAAAAGAUAUUCAGCCUUAUAUAUCAUCUGGGUGCCAAGAAGAGCCCAUUGGCAGCAGGUUGGGACGAUGGUUUGAAUACCAUUUUACAUCAAGCUGCACUAAAGGCACCAUCUUCUCAGCUUGAUCGUGUUUCGGGUGCAGCCCUUCAGAUGCAAAGGGAGCUUCUGUGGUUCAAUGAGGUGGAGCGUAUUGUACAUCCCAAGUAUAAGGAGAUGACUAAUAAAGACGGAAAAACAGCUCGAGCUCUUUUUACAGAUGAGCACAAGGAGCUAAAGAAAGAGGGGGAAGAAUGGAUGAAGAAGACAGCAGAAUCUAGCACUGUUGUGGCUGCGCUCAUUGCUACCAUAAUGUUUGCAGCGGCCUUCACCCUUCCUGGGGGUUUAGAUGAUAAAACUGGUGAUCCUCGAUAUCUGGAUCGAAACUCUUUCAUGGUUUUCAUAAUAUCUGACGCAAUGUCUUUGCUCGCUUCGUCAGUGUCAUUGUUGAUGUUCUUGCGGGUCCUCACAUCACUUUAUAGAGAAGAAGAUUUCCUCAUAUCUUUACCGACAAAAUUAAUCGUAGGUCUCUCCACCCUUUUCUUUUCUAUAGCAGCUAUGAUGAUCACUUUCGGAAUCAACCUCAUUAUCAUGUUAAGCCAACGGGUACUUUGGGUUUCUUUUCCAAUUAUCUUGCUUGGUAGCCUUCCCGUCACCAUUUUCGCAAUGCUACAAUUCCCGCUCUUCAUUGAAAUUUUACGUUCGACAUAUGGUCCUGGAAUUUUCGAUAAGCCAAAGAAGUGGAGGUUCAUGUCAUGGAAAAUGAAGAGAAACUAGUGGUUCAACCGAACAGACCUGACUUCACCUAUUUUGUUAUGUAUCUGUUGCUUGAUUAUGAAUAUAUGUAUAUA